Messenger RNA from Triplophysa dalaica, 2247 nucleotides. It is a transcript of the gene ak7b, whose product is annotated as adenylate kinase 7b. Gene Ontology annotation, molecular function: AMP kinase activity; ATP binding. The transcript is spliced from 18 exons. Bases 5 to 2089 code for a protein of 694 amino acids. The record is from RefSeq and is a predicted model, not a curated record. Gene Ontology annotation, cellular component: cytoplasm. Gene Ontology annotation, biological process: nucleobase-containing compound metabolic process. NCBI's taxonomy places the organism in Eukaryota, Metazoa, Chordata, Actinopteri, Cypriniformes, Nemacheilidae.
CAAGAUGGCGGCCAUGACAGAGGAGACGCAGAAAAACUUCAAACGGGUUUUCAUUAACAAUCUUGAUACAUACUCAUCGAAAUAUAUCGCAAAGUUUUUAAACUCAUGUUUAGUUGGUGCGUCUCUUGUGGACACUGAUCCUGACGCAGAGAAAGAGGAGGACACGUUGCAUGAUGAGUAUUCAGAAAUCAAAGAGAACACCUUCCAGAUUGUGGGGAGUGUUUCCAACCCAACAGAAGAGAAGAUUGGAUAUAUUGAAGAGUACAGCAGCUGUGAGCGUGAAGACCUUCUCCAUCAUCUCAUGAAGUGCGAUGUCAUCAUUUAUAAUAUUUCUCAGCAUCCUGAUCAGAUGGAUGAAGCACAGUGGGCCGUCUCGGCUCUUCACGAGGAAGUGGACACAUUUUCUGAACCAAAGAUGUUCAUCCUUGUGUCAUCCAUCAUGACAUGGGCUAUGUCUACACCAGCUGAUAAAGAUGAUCCAGAGAUUCCUUUUACAGAAGGACAUUACCGGAGAAGAAAACCACACCCCAACUUUCAGGAUCACAUCAGUUUGGAGAAACUUGUAGUCAAAUUAGGCAAAACUAAAAGCUCAAAGUUCUCCACAUAUGUGGUUGCAUCGGGGCUACAAUAUGGAAUGGGAGAACACAUCUUUCACCUCUUUUUUAAGAUGUCAUGGUUGGGGGAAGUCCUGAAGGUGCCCAUCUUUGGAGAUGGCACAAAUUUUGUUCCCACUAUUCACAUCAGUGAUCUGGCAGGGAUCAUCCAAAAUGUCAUUGAUCACAAGCCAGGGUCACACUACAUUGUUGCUGUUGAUGACUCCAAAAACACAAUGGAGAAUAUCAUCAAGGCAAUAUCUUAUGCACUGGGGCCAGGAAAAACACAGAAAGUUUCAAAAGAGGACAUUUUUCUCGAACAGAAUCUUACGCAAACAGAUAUUGAUUCUUUAUUUGUCGACCUUCGAGUUGAAGCACCCUAUCUAAAGGAGAAUUUUCAUAUCCAGUGGGUGUCUGAGGCCGGCAUUAUUGAAAACAUUGAACAGAUCACAGAAGAAUACAGACAGAACAGGGGACUGCCGCCCACUCGUAUCUGCAUACUGGGACCUCCUGCCGUUGGGAAAAGCACAGUAGCAGAAAUGAUCUGCAAGCAUUACCAACUUCAUCAUAUUAAACUUAAGGAGACCAUAACUGAAACAUUACACAACCUGGAAUCAAGUGUCCAGACGGAAGACCUGGAAGACGAACCGAGUGAAGCUCAGGAAUUUCUGGACACUUUAAAGGAAAACAUGAAUCUGAACGGAGGACGACUGGAUGACCAGUAUGUGCUCCGUAUUAUGAGAGACAAACUCAAGACCAAACCUUGCAUGAAUCAAGGCUUUGUUUUGGAUGGAUUUCCAAAGACACAUGAGCAGGCAAAGGAGCUAUUUAAAAAUGAUGAAGACCAAGAAGACAUGGAAUCUAAAUGCAAAGAAAAGAUCAUUCCAGAGUUUGUGUUCUCUCUUAAUGCCACUGAUGUUUUCCUGAAAAACCGAGUUCUGAACCUACCAGAAAGCCUCGUAGAAGGAACCUCCUACAGCCCUGAGCAGUUCCUACAGCGCUUGGCCAGAUUCAGAGAGAGAAAUGUAGAGGAUGAGACAUUACUGAACUACUUCGAAGAUCUUGAAAUUCAUCCUGAACUCUUCGAGAUAACAAGCAACGAUGACAAUGAGUACUUGACGGUCACAGAUAAGAUUUAUAGAAAACUGGGCAAACCAAAGAACUACAGCCCAAACCCAGAGGAGGUGGAGGAGGCAGAGAGACGGCAAGCUGAGGAGCUGUUAAAGAAACAACAAGCACAGAUGUCAGAACUCCAGGAGAAAGAGGAAGCCCAGAGCCGGGCUCAGUGCUGGGAUGAGUGGAAUCAGCGUCUUGAAGAAGUUAAAAGACAAGAGCAUGAACUGUUGGAGUCUCAGACAGCACCUAUGAGGGAUUACCUGAUGAGGGCUGUUAUGCCCACUCUCACCCAAGGGCUCAUCGAAUGCUACAGAACACUCCCCGAUGACCCAAUAGACUUCCUGGCCGAGUACCUUCUGAAAAAUAACCCUGAAGCAUAAUUAAACAGGAAGAUUGUUCUCCUGAGUUCAGCUGUAGGGACAACUAUUGCUUUUUCUUGUCAGUUGCGAGAAUUUCUUCUUUAAUCUUGAUGGCAAAUAAGGAUCUAAUUGAAAGGUGUCAUUGAGUCCUUGAUUAUAAAUAACAUUUUUAUUACUGU